Molecule: messenger RNA, 1629 nt
Organism: Diaporthe citri
Lineage: Eukaryota; Fungi; Ascomycota; Sordariomycetes; Diaporthales; Diaporthaceae
Exons: 1
Coding region: 1-1629 (542 amino acids)
Source: RefSeq, a predicted model, not a curated record
AUGGCCGGAAGCAUGACCAGCGACGACGAAGAGUUCAAGGACUUCAUGGACCUCACCAUGUCGGAUGUGCGCUCUGCCCGCCGCGCGGACGCUUCUUCCCCAGGUCGUGAUGACCUCGCUCCCUCGCCCCUCACGGGCAACAACGGCUCUCUACAGGCGAACGUCAGCAAGAAGCAGCAGCCUGCGGAUGGUGUGCCCACCAGUUCAUAUACUUCGAGCGGCUAUCGUCGAUCUAGUGGCAACGAGAAUGUGUCUGCCGCGGUGCAGACUAGCACUGGUCAUGCCGCCGAUACUGUCGAGAAACGAAAGCCAAUCCUCUCCAAGGGCCACCAAGUCAAGAUCGCGGACGUGUGCAUCGGUCAGGUCGAAGUUACUGGCACUGAUCGCAAUGCUGUUAUGGCAAUCGACGGUUGUCUUGAGUACCUCGCGGAGCACGCGGGCCAGAGCAUUCCCGAGUGGAAGGAAACCCUCAGUGGCAAUGCUAUCGAAUACCCGCUGAUGGCCAAGAGUGCAAUCCCUUUCAUCAAGGAGUUUCAAGCCAAGGUAGAGUCUCUGGUCACCAAGGGCACUCCAAUGAAUGACCGCAACGAUUUGGUCCCCGUGGGGGUUCCCGCCAAACUGAGCGCCAACGUCCGUCCAUCUGCCGGAGGUGCCGCCGCCGAACAGGAGCUGCUGGCCGUUGACCACCAACGCGCUAUAGAGGAGCUCAGUAUGAUGAAGGCUCUUUGCAAACACCUCAGUCGCCGUCUGAUCACGGCCCAGGGACAGGCCAACCACAUUGAGUGGCCCAUCAACAUGGAGGAUGACCACCUCGUGGCCGCCAUCAGUCUCCCCAACAUCUCUGACGAGGACACUGCCGUGUCUUUUACGUUCAGCAUCGUAUGGAGCACCGACUCAACGUGGAUUCUUCCUAUCGAAUUUGUCCCUGUUAUCUACGAGCUGUAUACCAAGCACAUCCUCCCCGACCAGCCGGACCCUUUCGAGCAGGCUAACCUGGUCUUCCUUGCCCGUAUCCUAGGCCUCGACGUCUACCUCCCUGCGUACAGCCACAAGCUCAAUGUGGAUACCAAAGUUGUUGUCGAAUUUUGGAAUGAAAGGGAGGUGAACGAUAAGUCCAAGCCUAUGACUUAUAGUCGCAUCACCAAGGCCGCCAUUCGCUUAGCUAUCGCGCAUGAGAUCAUCAUCAAGAAGUCUUUCAACCACCUUUUCACAGUCGGUAUGAAAACUCUUCGGAAAUCCACCGCCAUGACCGCCGACGAGGCCUGGAAGAUCAUCAGGUCAUACAAGCGCCUCCGGCCCAAUGACGCUUCGGAUCCACGGGAGUCCUCCUCCCCUUCAUCCGACCUGAUCCGCAACGAGGAGGCUUUCCACAUGGCCACCAUGGACACCGAGCCUGAUUCGACUAGUCCUGACCAUCGUCUCACCGCCAGCAACGCUCCAGCACCGGUGACUUCAUCAAAGCGACCUAUAUACAUAUCUUCCGACGAAGAAGGGGAAGCCAACUCUCAUGGCAACCUGGAUAGUGUGCCAAAAGCAUACAUGGCUCACGGCGACUCUGCCACUCUCAACAAGGACAGCUCGAAGGGUAAGGAGGAACACAAGCGCCGAAAGCUCAACACUGCCACCUAG